AUGAUUUAUCUCAUUUCUUUUUCAAUCUUAUUCGUAAAUGUUGUGAAUAGUUUAUUAUGUAAAACAGCAUCACCAGCAAAUUGCAUUUAUAAUUCAACAUGUGUAUAUGAAACAAAAGAAUGUCAUAAAAAUUCUUUAUCAAAUAUUCGUGGUGGAGUUUAUUGUUCAACAUUAAUAAAAAUAGUUAAUGAUGAGAUUUAUAUUGGAAAUAUGGAUUGUAUGUAUGAUCAAGAAAUUAAUAAAAGAUGUAAAAAUCAAACACAUUGUUUAACGAAAUCUACAAGAAAAAAUGAUUCUUAUUUACAUUGUUGUUGUGAUCAACAAUUUUGUAAUCUCAAUUUUACUAUAACAAAUAGUUCACAAUCUGAAUCACCGACAAAUAUAAUCAUAGAUGGAAAAUGUGAAAAAUUGUUAUGUAAAUGGGAAUAUGUGAUAUUAUUAUGUUCAAUUAUUGGAUUUAUUAUAAUAAUUCUAAUAAUUCUUUGUUUUAUUUAUCGAAAAACAUUAAAACGUGGAUGGAAAAAAAUUCGGGGAUUUUUUCCAAAAUCGAAAUUACCAGAAAAACCAUUCCCUGACCCUGACUCUGUAACAACACCAUUAAUUGAGCAAGAUAUAUCUUCAAAAGAUUUACAAAUUGGAAAUAUAAUAAAACGUGGAAGAUUUUCUUUAAUUCAUAAAGGUUUUUAUAAAAAUGAUGAAGUUGCCAUUAAAAUGUUAACUGAUUCAAAUGGAACUUAUGAAGCGAAUAAAUUAUUUUUAAAUGAAAAAAGUAUUUAUUUAUCACCAUCCAUUCAACAUUCGAAUAUUCUCAAAUAUUAUGGAAGUUUAACAGAUGGAAAUAAAUAUUAUUUAAUAACAGAAUUUAGUUUUAAUGGUUCAUUACGUGAUGUUCUUCAUUUACGUUUGUUAAACGAUGAAAAAGAAUUAAUAUUAAUAUGUCAACAAAUUUCAUCAGGUGUUGAAUAUCUUCAUCAAGAUUUUCGAUAUCGAAAUAAUGAUCCAUAUACUUGUCGACCACCAAUUGCACAUAGAGAUUUAAAAACUGACAAUAUUCUUUAUAUAAAUAAUGAAAAAUUAGUUAUUUGUGAUUUUGCAAUGUCAAUUAAACUUGAUCAAACUCAAAAUUUUCCAAAUGAACAACAACAAAUUGGAACUCCUCGAUAUAUGUCACCAGAAAUCUUAGCAGGAACAAUUGGUUCAGAUCCAACUGCUUUACUUCAAUGUGAUGUUUAUGCUCUUGGAAUUAUUUUAUGGGAAAUUUUAUCGAGAUAUCCAACUGAAGAAAUAAAACACCGAUUAGAUUCGAAUGAAAUGUAUGAAAUGCCGUUUGAUAAUCAAUUACGUGAACGUCAUUUGAGUUGUAGUCCAUCAAUAAAUGAUAUGUUACAAAUUAUAAAUUUACCAAGUCCAUUAAAUCGUCCAUUAAUACGUUCAUCUUGGAAAGAGAGUAAAAAUAAAAAUAUUAAUACAAUAUCAGAAACAAUGGGACAAUGUUGGGAUCAAAUUCCAGAAGGACGUAUUAGGGCUGCGCUAGUUGCAUUAAGAAUGCAAAAACUAUCACAAUCACAAUUACAAUUACAAUAA
Adineta steineri is the source of this 1584-nucleotide messenger RNA. Lineage: Eukaryota; Metazoa; Rotifera; Eurotatoria; Adinetida; Adinetidae. The record is from the annotation of a GenBank genome assembly.